This is a messenger RNA of Dibothriocephalus latus, 528 nucleotides long. NCBI's taxonomy places the organism in Eukaryota, Metazoa, Platyhelminthes, Cestoda, Diphyllobothriidea, Diphyllobothriidae. The record is from the annotation of a GenBank genome assembly.
GAGCAACUGCGGUUCCUCUAUGAAUUCGUCGACUUUUGCAUCGCUGAGGAGGGAUUGGCCAACGGCAGGCCAGUGAAAGCGCCUGCUCUGGCGGCCCCCAUGCCUGCUCCGCCAACUGUGAACCCACCGCAGAAUGAGGAAUACAGCUUGCCGAAGGGGGAACUGCCCAGUGGUCCCUCGUUAUAUCAACCCCCCACUCUUGUGCCAUUGCGGACAGUGCCCGCCCCUCCAACCGUGAACCCACCGCAGAAUGAGGAGUACAGCUUACCGAAGAAGGAACUACCCAGUGGUCAAGGUGCACCUGGUAUACCUCGAAGACCAAUGCCUUCUGCGUCUAACUCGCAGCGGGUUGGCGUUGACGCGCAAAAUGGACGCUUUGUGCUGUCUGAUCAGUCACGUCCCGCCCUUCUUGUGCAUUUGCCUCGAGUUUUGGGCUUUGACAGGGGACACGCCCGUCUUUCUGCAUACAGUUCUGAUCUCCUUACACGCUAUUCGAGAUGCGUUUUCGCUAAGGAAGCAUUAAAUUAG